Messenger RNA from Fusarium tjaetaba, 4713 nucleotides. RefSeq lists its product as uncharacterized. The record is from RefSeq and is a predicted model, not a curated record. Gene Ontology annotation, molecular function: FAD binding; Delta24(24-1) sterol reductase activity. Gene Ontology annotation, biological process: sterol biosynthetic process. Lineage: Eukaryota; Fungi; Ascomycota; Sordariomycetes; Hypocreales; Nectriaceae. The transcript has 9 exons. Gene Ontology annotation, cellular component: cytoplasm; membrane. The coding region runs from base 1 to 4713 and encodes 1570 amino acids.
AUGGCAAGAAUUGCAGAGGGCCUGCCUAGGGCUGGCUCGACGACUACUGUUACGACGCAGAGAAAGAAGAAGACCAUUGAAGCAAAGGCGUUGACGACAGAGGUUCAGAUGUUGGCGGGUGCUGAUGUUUGGGGUCGUGCAGCAUUUGGGAGGUCGUGGCUGCGAUCGCUCGUUGGUGCAUCGCCUCUGUUCCUCGCGCCAAUGGCCUCAAUAUCAAUCUUCAUCACACUGGCCGAAUACGAAGGAUCACUCUCCCUCUUCGCAGACGCCGUAAAAGAACACGGCUUCUGGACCAUUUGCGCCCAGUACGGUCCUCACAUCACCACCAAAGGCAUCGCCGCAGUCAUCUGCUUCGUUAGCAUACAAGCACUUCUCUACUGCCUCCUCCCAGGGGAACAACACCAAGGCCAAUUGACACCAGCGGGCUAUCUCCUCAGCUACAAAAUCAACGGCCUCUCAGCCUGGAUCGUCACGCAUCUCCUCUACGGAGCUCUCAGCUGGUUGGGGAUUCUAGACCCUGGCUUCAUUCCCCGUAAUUGGAGUAGCUUGAUUGGAGCUAUGAACUUAGCUGGGUUCGUUAUUUCGGCACUUGCGCUCAUCAAAGCUAAUGGCAGGGCUGGGAUGAUGGUGUGGACCCUGAUCGACUUUUCGAACAUGGCGUAUCAGUACCAGAAUCAGGGAUACGUCGAACCAUCGCUUAUCCUUGUCACCGCACUACAGACCAUUUACGUGGUGGAUUUCUUUGUCAAUGAAUCAUGGUAUCUGCGCACAAUCGACGUCAAAUUCGACCAUUACGGCUUCUAUCUCAGCUGGGGCUGUUUCUGCUUCUUGCCAACAACAUACACCAUCCAAGGUCAAUAUUUGGGCCGCUACCCAUCGUCAGCUUCAAUACCUUACCUAGCAUUCUUCUUCGCCCUCGGAGUAGCAGGUUACAUCCUCUUCCGCUCCGUGAACCACCAAAAAGAAAUCGUACGACGCACCGGCGGAAAAUGCACCAUCUGGGGUAAACCAGCAGAAUGCAUAGUCGCUUCCUUCAGGACCUCCGAUGGCCGGCAGCACAGAAGUUUGCUCCUCUGCAGCGGUUGGUGGGGAUGGUCUCGACACGCGAAUUACCUGGGCGAUCUGAUUCUCAGCUUCUGCUCUUGUGCGCUGGUGGGUAACGUGUGCCUUGGCGAUUUGUUCCCGGAGUUUGUUGUCCAAGACAUCGCGGCCAAGAUACGCGAUCUCUACAAGCUCCACCAGCCAUAUCGCGUCUUUCAUGGUUCUUCAAGCAGUACUCGUCCUCGCCAUGGGACCGACUCGAAUAUCAUCGACAUCAGCAUGCUAUCCCAAGUCAUCUCAGUGGACACAGCACAAAGAACCUGUCUAGUCGAGCCCAACGUACCGAUGGAUCGACUGGUUGAAGCCACUAUGCCAUACGGUUUAAUACCGCCAGUGGUAAUGGAAUUCCCCGGGAUCACAGCAGGAGGGGGCUUUGCAGGGACAUCUGGGGAAAGCAGUUCUUUUCGACAUGGCUUCUUCAACGAAACGGUGGACUUCGUGGAGAUAAUACUUGGAAACGGAGACAUAAUCCGGGCAUCACGCGAAGGACAUGAAGAUCUGUUUUAUGGUGCCGCGGGUACUGCUGGGACUUUGGGCUUGACCACAUUGAUGCAGAUCCGACUUGUCGAAGCAAAGAAAUUUGUCAAGACAACGUAUCGCAGAGUUAACAGUGUGUCAACUGCUAUCUCUGCAACGAAAGAGUGUUGCGAGAAAAUGGAUGUUGACUAUCUCGAUGGUAUUCUCUACUCGAAGAACCAUGGCGUUGUUAUAAUGGGCGAGUUGACCAACGCCAAACCAGAUGACUAUCCAGUACAGACUUUCAGUAACGCAGGAGACCCUUGGUUCUAUCUCCACUUCAAAGAACAGACUGAGUACCUCUCUCCUUCGGCGACAGUCACAGAAUACAUACCACUCGGCGAAUACCUCUUCCGGUACGACAGGGCUGCUUUUUGGGUUGGUCGCCAAGGAUACACAUACUUCAAGAUCGUUCCAUUCAACAGAUUCUUCCGCUGGCUUCUUGAUGACUACUCUCAUACGCGGACACUGUAUCAUGCUCUUCACGCAAGUCGAAUUUCGGAUCAGUUUGUGGUUCAGGAUCUAGCAUUGCCUUACGACACAGCUGAAACGUUUGUUGAGUGGGUGGAGUCAGAGUUGGGGAUAUGGCCCCUCUGGCUUUGUCCUCUAAAAGGCUGCCAAAUACCUACGUUUCACCCCGUUACCAAAGGCUCUUCGAAUACUGGUGCAGGGGACAACAUGUCGCAGCCCAUGCUUAACAUUGGAGUUUGGGGCUGGGGACCUUCAGACUCUGAAGAGUUCAAAAUAAAGAACCAGGCUCUGGAAAGAAGACUGGCAGAGUUAGGUGGUCGCAAAUGGCUCUACGCGCAUACGUACUACACCGAAGAACAAUUCUGGGAAAUAUAUGACCGCCCAUGGUAUCAGCGGCUCAGAGAACGCUAUUCCGCAACGAGUUUACCGACUAUUUACGACAAGGUGAAAAAGAGCGAUCCUAAUGCGGGCGAGAAAGACGACAAGGGUUGGGGAUUUGGGGUGUUGUUGAAUAUGUGGCCCGUCGGUGGGAUCUAUGGCAUGAUACUGGCAUUUUACUCGGGAGAUAUCAGUCUCCAUCGACGAGCGAGAUGGAGCCACCUGUUUCUUUGUGAUAGCGAUGCCAUUCAUAAAUACAUCAUUAUCAAUUGGGCUGCCGAAAUGCCUCCCGACCCCAAUGCUGACAUGCAUAUCAACAUCUUGGCAGACGGCAGUGUGCAUGAAGAUGACGUUUUAGUAGAUAAGGCUCUCCAGGCAGCAAGCCAGAACCUCAAUCUGAACCUCCUCUUUAAUCAUCACCAUAAUCAGGAACUAGCCCUAAAUCAGACCCGCGCCUUCGCCAAAAUGGUGGAAAGAAGUUUCCAGUACCUCCCAACGCUCAACUUCACAGACAGCCCGUUCAAGCAGUUCACCAUCCCCCAGGAUUGGAGAGCAUGGGAGGUCGCGUGGCUUUAUCACCUACCCGCCAUCAUCACCAAUGAUAAAGUUCCUGCCAGACUAAUCGAGACCGGGUGUAUCGUCGAUAACGUGACUAAUUGUCAUAAAGCCUGCGGAAGCGAAGAGCACAUGUUCUCUAACCCCGAAACGCUAUGGAACUGCCUUACCUUGGCGACCGUUGCUAUGAUGUCUACCAACCGCGGGCCAGAUUCUAUCAGCAAUGAGACUUUGAAGGAAGUGGAUAGGAGGUUUAAAACCGGUCCGCUGGAUGAGUUCUGGAGACUUGGUGCAUUGUUGAGCUACGUCAAAUGCGCGUUGCAAUCUUGUUCGGACUCCAAGUUCGGUGGAUGCCCGCCGGAACUGUGGACAUUUCAAAGCCAAAUGCUCACAUCUAAGAAUAUCAAGGACCUAGGCAGGAUAAUGAGUACUGAGUACUGCGACAAAGCUGAUCCUGGAAUUGACUACGAUAUUGCAGGGCCUGGCAUAAUCGUGGCAUAUCUAAUCCAGUUCACGAUAGUCCUAUUCUUUGCACUAUGCUACAAGAUCACCAAAACUUGGAUAAGGAACUUCACACUCAUUUCGCUCCUUCCAUUUCAUGGACCUGCUGGAGCCGUCGAGACUGCUUUUCACUGGCAGAAGGUGGUCUCGAGGAGCAGCUUCGGUGUUGCAGUUGCUUCAACUCUCACCAAUCUCCAGGAAGCUCAAGCUGUCUUCCUCGGCACCAUAUCCAUAGCCGCUAUCAUCACCUUCUCAAGUACUAGCGGAACGGGACUCGGUAACAUAAGUUCACUACUCUCCUGGCUGACAAACAACCUCACUCUCAUCCUUCAGAAGACUCACAAUCGUUGGUGGUAUACACUUGCUCUUGUGUUCAUCAACUGGGUUCUCGUUGUGCUCAUUGCGCGUCCCCAGACUGUUGAUGAGCCUUCGUUAUUGAAACACUUCGAUGAAAGCUCGCCUCUGGAACGCUGUGGAAAUCACACUGGUCCUAGGACGUUCUGUCAGACUUUCAACAAGGCCACGGGGAGGGGUUCUAGUUCAACUACUGGCGAAGAGUUGGGCCAUCUGGAUCGUGAUGCAGAGAGUUUCUUCAAGUUUCAUUCUAGAAUGCAGGCACCGAUGCAUAUCAUUAUGGCAUUCCUAAUAUUGGAUUGGAUCGUUGCGAUGGUUAGGAUGCACCUCUUUGAGCGGGGCGACUGGCUAUCUGAUAAGGCCCAUGCUUUGAUAGAUUACCUGCCUUUGCAUCUAAAGUCAUUUUAUAUCCAGAGGCACUUCGUGCUCUUCACAGAAGCUAUCUGGAUCUCCAUGGAGGUCCUCACUAUCGUCAUGGGCGUCAUAGGGGUAAAUGAGUUUGCGGCAUUUAUGCAUCUGCUCAGUGGCGGGGAGUCGGGUAAUGAGAGCAAGGUUGCCCUAUCGAAAUGGGGUUUUGGACAGCUGGUAGCAGUGUGCGUAUGGGUGCCUAUUAUUCUCAAGUUCGCUUGUCUCAUGGCUGAUGGCGCUUUGCCUGGUUGGAGAAAACGGUUGGGUCAGUUCAUCGAGAUUACGCAGCGCAAAGAAACAGAACCGGAUGGGAACGAUGUUGUUAUGGAAACUUUGCUUCCAUCCAGACCGACCAAGAGGGGCCGGACGGAUGAAGUGGAGGGGCGUACUCUAACAGCGAGGCGGUCUUGGGGCAGAACAUAUGAUUAG